ACAACGGGAACUAGAAGUUUUGAUAAUUGAUAUCAUUUACGAUGAUGUCUUCGCAAACUAUUGGAUGGAGUGUAGCAUUUAGCCUGAUUGCUUUUGCCAUCGUGUCAGGAAACGUCCUAACAAUAGUCGCCUUCUGUGGUUGUAAAAAGCUGAUGCAGAUGCGUGCAAGCUACUUCCUACUCAACUUGGCCGCUGCUGACUUACUUGUCGGCGCAAUAACCGUUCCCAUGUACAUAAUUCUGCUAAGCCAUCACAUUGACAACGUCACAUAUCAAAGCGUAUAUACUUCUGUGGACAUAGCUUCAGGUUUUGCGUCUGUUUUCACACUAACAGCCAUUGGCUUGGAGCGCCUUUACGCAUUUUGCAGACCGCUUUACCGAGUCCACGUUCUGACAGAUCUGAAAUGCCUGUUAAUGAUUGGAAUGGUGUGGAUUCUUUCCUUCGCUAUCACCAUACUUCACUUAUUGUACAAGUUUCAUGCUAUUUCCUUCGACGUAUUCUUUUAUGUUAUGAUGUCAUCGUUAAGCGUAUGCUUGCUCGUCAUUUGUGCAUCAUAUUUAGGCAUUUGGAUAAGGGUUAAAUUCUAUUUUACCUCUCAGGGCCGCGCUUCAGGGAACGAUAAAAAAGUAGCAAGAAUGCUUUUGACCAUCACAUUGACUUUUGUUCUUACGUGGCUACCUUUCCAUCUCCUGAACAUAAUUAACUUUUUCUGCGAUUUCUGUUUAACGACCAAGCUGCCUCACAAUGCCUUGUUUUUCUGCAAAUUACUGCACUAUGCUAACUCAUUCAUAAAUCCGAUUAUCUAUUCGUUUCAAAUGCCUGAAUUUAGAAUAGCACUUGGUAGAAAGUUGUGCAAAGAGACAUUUGUCGUUGUGGAGGAAACGCCCAAAAUUGAAGAAAUACCACUGGAUAACAUCGGAGGUGCAGAAGAACUGUGAAGUUAAAGUCAAGGAAGAUAACUUUGAGCUUCCAGAGGUCAUCUUUGCUAUCAACAAACAGCAUUUGGGCUGCGAGAGGCUAUCAUUGAAGUAUAAUUAUAUGUGCCUACAUCAAGAGUGCUAAGACUAAGAAAAGAGGAUAAAUUA
Molecule: messenger RNA, 1085 nt
Organism: Pocillopora damicornis (cauliflower coral)
Lineage: Eukaryota; Metazoa; Cnidaria; Anthozoa; Scleractinia; Pocilloporidae
Product: 5-hydroxytryptamine receptor 4-like
Biological process (GO): G protein-coupled receptor signaling pathway
Cellular component (GO): plasma membrane
Molecular function (GO): G protein-coupled receptor activity
Source: RefSeq, a predicted model, not a curated record